Marchantia polymorpha subsp. ruderalis is the source of this 1267-nucleotide messenger RNA. The record is from the annotation of a GenBank genome assembly. NCBI's taxonomy places the organism in Eukaryota, Viridiplantae, Streptophyta, Marchantiopsida, Marchantiales, Marchantiaceae.
AUGGGCUUGGCUAGAUCUGGACGAAGCAGCCUUGUCAGAACUAGCGAAACGAUCUUCAGACGUCCAGCGACGUAGCGCCUUGGGAAAAGUUCACGUUUAAGUCGCGCUGCGUUCCAUCCAUUUCGCGUCAGAAGGUCAUAUAUAUAAAGACAUACACCAUUGUAGAGGAGGUACUCGAUCAGUGACGUUGUCCGAUCUAUCGCAGCAGCCCGUGUCCAUUCUGAGAAACAAAAACUCUCAUUGUAUUGCUCUUCUGAAUCAGCUCACUGUCUCUUGGCAGUCCUAUCGAUCGUUAACAGAUAUGGCCUCCUGGGCGCAGGCUUUGGUGAUCGGACUUUUCGUUCUAGUAUCAGGUCAUGUGUUCCAGCAGUGUGAAGCUGCCUCAUUGGCCAAAUACCGAGAAAGCUACAUCGUGAAAUUUCAACCCGCUACCUGCGAUGGCCCUGGUGGAAAACUGAUUCUGAUGGGGCCCAAGGCUCCCAUAGCUCUUUAUGGCGCUGGAAACUUUCAGGUGUUUACAAAAGCUGUGAGCGCGGGGCAGAAAGUCCCUCUGGACAUGUGGAACCAAACUCUUCUAAGAGGGCCGGCUGUGUACCAGAUCGAACAGAGCGGAAACACUGAUGCUUGCAUGGAUGUGGACCCUGAUUCUGAAGCAGGCAGUGGCCUUGCACAAGAUGUAUGCGUAAAUCAGUUCACCCAACGCCAGGAGUUUGAGUACAAAGUAGUGCCGAAGAUGGUGCCUGGUUGCAAGAAAGAUAACAGGAACGCCGUGGCCGUGACCAUCAAGUCGCUGGCGAACCCACCGUCCAAUUUGUGUUUGUCUGCACCCAAGAUGCCAGGUGCUCGUGCAACGACCGCAAUCUGCAACGAGCGUGACGACAACCAGCUCUUUUUCAUUAACGUGCCAUCGAUCAGGCGCCGGUAGAGACGACUGCCCAGGCAUCAGAUGUGCUUCGCGAACUGCGCGUCCGUCAAGAUUCAGUGUUCAAUAAGGCUAAGGGCCACGAGAUUCAGCCAAGAGCAAAUCGAUCGUGAUUGCGACGGAGUGUUUACAGACUGCUAGUCUUUACAUGGCUUGAGAUUCUUAGAGAAGAUUGCAGUUCCCGGACUCGCAUUCUUCUAACUUGAAGAGGAUGUGCCCAAUUGCAUGCAGAUUGUUGAUUAGAACGUAGCGCUGGAGUAGGCUGAGAAUAAAUUUGUUCUCUGUCUGAGACUGGAUUGGGUGCGGGAUCUUUGAUAAUAAAGUAUAUUCAUGAAUUCAAACGGC